AAAAAAAAAAGAAGACGAAGAGGAUCGAUUGAGCUGCUCCUCCGGGCUCGCGGUACAAGAGGAUCACACAGCCGUAGCCCAUGUGCCGGCGACGACGGCAUUGUGUGGAUUAGAUGCCAAUAGCUCACAAAUGAUUUGUGAAAAUCUUUUAAAUUUAAGCGAAUAACUCGGAUUCAUCUGUGGAGUGCACAUCUGUAGAAUUUGAAAAUCUGGAGGAGGACCUUCUGAAGCACGGCUACACUUACGAAGCUUCUGAAGUCUGUGAUAUAAAACAACCCCCAGGAAACGAAACGAACACUCUUUUUGGCGAGAGUGAGAGUAUUCGUAGGACAUCCCCGACAAACGACAAUUCGGAAAUGGAUGCCAAAGCUUGUCAGAAGGUGAUUCGUUUCUGGCGAAUUAUAACACCGAAAAGAUGUCAUUGAGUAUAUAAAAUCGGAUAAAUCUGAUGUAAAACCCACCAAGCGGUUGGAAAACCCCCAACAGAGCACCUACUUUACAUUGGAAGACAUCCCAAUGAGUGAGUGGCAAACCAUAAUGGAGGUUCCCGAUGUAUCAAGUAUCAAAACGGAAGCGUCGGACAAUCAAAGUAUUAAAUUAGAGGAAAUGGGAAAAAUUGAAGCAAGGUUCCUCGAGGAAAUUCCGGAUUGGAAGCCGAAAGCCAUUGCGUUGCGUACUGCCUCAAACAAACCGAGUGAGGUGUCUGAGGAGAAUGCAAAGAAAGCAGCCAAGCUGCUGUCUGAUAUCCAGGCCGCAAGUGAUACUCAGUUCCUUCAAGAAAUUACUUUAAGCCAAUGGCCAGGCAUGGAUGUCCCAGAAGCCAUCUCAGAGGUUGUCGGCUUCCGAACAGCGUCAAACAAACUAAUUGAGAUUGCUGAGGAGAUGAAAAAGAGAGGAGCCAUGCUGCUGGCUGAUGUCGAAUUCGGAGAAACGGAUCCACCGAAACAUACACGUGAAAUCCGAGAUAAGGAAUGCUUCUCCGAGUAUAUGGGAAUAGCUGUUGGAUUCCGAACAGCCUCAAACAGACCAAUUGAAGUGUCUGAGGAGAAUACAAAGAAGGCAGCCAAGCUGAUGGCUAAUAUCCAGGUUGCAAGUGAUACUCAGUUUCUUCAAGAAAUUACUUUAAACCAAUGGCCAGGCAUGGAUGUCCCAGAAGCCAUCUCAGAGGUUUUCGGCUUCCGAACAGCGUCAAACAAACCAAUUCAGAUUUCUGAGAAGAUGAAAAAGAGAGGAGCCAUGCUGCUGGCUAACGUCCAUGCGACAGAACAGCUAAAUUAUCCGAGUGACGCACAGUUCCGGAAAGAAAUGGACCUGACUGAAUUGGAUAUUCCAGAGAUAGUUAGCUUCAGAACAGCCACGAGUAAACCGAUCGAAGUUGCGCAGGAGAUGAUAAUGAAACCUGCCGAAUUGAUGGCCGAUGUCGAAGCUGAAUCAACAAAUGAGCCAAGUCUGAAGAGUCCUAAGACAUUUGCCUCAAGCGAAGCCACGGAGGUAAUGGAUGCAUUAACUGGAGAUGGACUUCCAUUAAAUUGUGAGCCUGAAUGCCUGCCGGAGAUGUCAGAUUAUCUUUCCGGUGAUGAUUUCAAGGGUUUCCCAUCGGGCAAAUGCCAGCCAAUGGACUUAUUUGGUCUCCAUGUAUUUCCCAGACUAUCACAGACAGUAGAGUAUUCAUCUGAGAAGGCUCCCGCAAAUGAUGCCAGAUCUGGGGCACCUAAGCAACGACGAGAGACUUCCGACGGAAUCCCCUCGAGCAAGCGUCGACGUCGAAACGCAGAGCCCCAACUUUCAUCCUCCCCACAGCAAAAACCGCAGAACGGUCACAGCUCUCCAAAACAACGUCGUGGCACAGUGCAUUGGGAACCCCCAAUGAACUCGCAGAGUAUCCCCGCCUCUUUGUCGCAACUGGCAGAGCGUUCGCCCCUCGACCGCACCACAAAGACGUCCGUGAUUGGACGCCGGAAUCUGUUGUCGCUUAGCAAACGACGCAAGCGGGUCAGCACCGUUGGUGAAUGCCAGGCCCAGGACACUGUCACUCCGCUUAAGCCCCGCUUUGCCCCGAUGUCUGCUUCGACCAGCACGCCGCUGUCUAACAGGAAUAUAAACCUGGUUGAGGAAUACCGCGGUGGAGAGGACGUCUCUCCCAUUUGCAUGCCCCUUCAGAAAGCUCCCCGCAUUGGCUUGAGUCGCAGUCGAUAUUAGCAAUGUUUUGUUUUUAGAUUUCUACUUAGUCGCAGUCCGCUACAUACAUAACAUAUGUACAUCCAGAUAUCCAGAACUUCCUAAUGUAUAUACCUAUAUUAAAAUUUAUAACAUAUAACUACUUAUAAGCAAGUAAGAACAAAGAUAUAAGAUAACAAUCGAAGAGUGUAAUUAAAAAAUACUCGUAAAUGCGAA
This is a messenger RNA of Drosophila miranda, 2394 nucleotides long. RefSeq names its product breast cancer type 2 susceptibility protein homolog. Bases 517 to 2199 code for a protein of 560 amino acids. The transcript is spliced from 3 exons. The record is from RefSeq and is a predicted model, not a curated record. Gene Ontology annotation, biological process: regulation of DNA-templated transcription; double-strand break repair via homologous recombination. Lineage: Eukaryota; Metazoa; Arthropoda; Insecta; Diptera; Drosophilidae.